Molecule: messenger RNA, 4289 nt
Organism: Anguilla rostrata (American eel)
Lineage: Eukaryota; Metazoa; Chordata; Actinopteri; Anguilliformes; Anguillidae
Gene: dipk1b
Product: divergent protein kinase domain 1B
Exons: 5
Coding region: 661-1959 (432 amino acids)
Source: RefSeq, a predicted model, not a curated record
AAACGCGGUAGCUAUUACACCUAACCACAAGCAUUUGGAAGAGCUCGACUGAUGAAACUGGCGAUCUGAAAGCGAUGGGGAAAUCGUCCCGUCAACAGUACUUAGUGUUUGCUCCUUGUGGAAUUUAAAAAGAACCCUGACUUCACUGAAGAGGGAUAUGUUACUUCCAUUGCUAACAUAAUCUAUUUAUUUGCCACUAGCUCUCUCUCUUAGUGAAAGAAAUGUAGCUAGCAAAUAAUUUUCCCCCUAUUUUAAAGGGAUUGCUUUGAAAUUAUUUUUUUCACGGUGAUCUACGUUGUGAUGUGACUAGUAAUCCCGCUGGAUCUUGAUGUUCUUGUCAUCUCACCCCGCGUGUCAGAGAAUCCUUGCUUGUUGACCCGGCAACCAGACCAUUUCUUCUACUAGUAGGCUACUAGACGCAGUGUUGUAAGGUUGUCGUUAUUGGAUUUUUUUUAUUCAUCAAAAUAACGACAUUUUAAACCACAUGCGCAUGUCGGGCGAAAUUGACUCCUUUGGAAACUGUCAAUUCAGUAAUCUUGGAGGAAUUGGGUGAUGAAUUAUGUUUUGCGUGGACAAUGCCAUGAGAUGUGACUCAAUUGGAAUAAAGGUACACUGAUUUGCCCAUCAUCUGCAUCCCUGAAAGCCUCUCCGGACCUAAACAUGACGAGGAGUUUGCGAAGAUUCGUGCAUUUAGUGUUGUUUUGCCCCUUGUCGAAAGGUUUACAGAGUCGUCUCCCAGCCAUCAAGGUGAAAUACCUAUUCCUGGCGUGGCUGGGUAUCCUAGUGGGAAGCUGGGUCAUUUACAUGCAUUACUCAACCUAUUCUGAGCUCUGCCGUGGACAUGUCUGUCACAUGGUCAUUUGUGACCACUAUAGGAGGGGAAUCAUUUCCGGGUCAUCCUGCAAGUCCCUGUGUGAGCAGAACACCCUGACACUGCAGCGCUGCAUGUCCACCUCCCCAACCCACCAGGUGUAUGGUGGAGUCUGGAAGGAAAAGCCGGUGAUUAUAAAGUGUGGUAUUGAGGAGACAUUUAGGGGUGAUGGGAGUCCAGACUCUGUGCUUCGACAAGAGAUGACACUGUUUGAUAAACCAACCCGGGGCACGUCCAUGGAUGAGUUCCGAGAAAUGCUUCACAGUUUCCUUAAGUCAAAUUUGGGGGAGCAGCCCUCACUGGGGACCCUGGUGGGACGCAUCAUCACCCUGGCUGAUGUCAACCAGGAUGGGAAGGUAUCUUUGGCGGAGGCGAAAUCGGUGUGGGCACUGCUCCAGGUCAACGAAUUUCUCCUAAUGGUGGCGCUGCAAGAGAAGGAGCACACACCAAAGCUGCUGGGCUUCUGUGGGGACCUUUAUGUGACAGAGCGUGUGGCCCACAGCUCCCUCUACAGGCUGGAGGUUCCACGCUACCUGCAGCCGCUGGUCCCCACUGCCAUCAGCACCAGUUUGAACCGGUGGCUGGCGCCAGCCUGGCCCCGGCGCGCUCGCAUCACCAUUGGACUCCUGGAGUUUGUGGAGGAGGUAUUCCAUGGCUCCUAUGGCAGCUUCUUCAUGUGCGAUGCGAGCCCGCGCCAUGUGGGCUACAACAGCAAGUACGACUGCAAGAUGGCUGACCUGCGCAGUGUGGCGUCUGAAAUGGCAGUGCGUGGUUUUCUGAAGGGCCGCCGAUGCGAGACCAACAUCGACUGCACCUACGGCAAAGACUGCACAGCCACCUGUGACAAGCUGGUGAAGCAGUGCAACACAGAGGUGGUGCAGCCCAACCUUGCUAAGGUGUGCCAGCUCCUUCAGGAAUAUCUGCUGUUUGGGGCCCCGCCCGAUCUGCGGCAGGACCUGGAAAAACAGUUACGCACCUGUGUGACGCUCAGCGGUCUCGCCAGCCAAAUGGAAGUGCACCACUCACUUGUUCUUAAUAACCUCAAGACCCUUCUGUGGAAGAAGAUCUCCAACACAAAAUACUCCUGAAGCACAACAGGGUCCCCACUGAGGGGUCACUAAUAGCCCUCUCACUCUUUUCAGGAUUUUUUAUAAAGACAUCUGAGCAUCUGUAAAAUUCCACUGUACCACCAGUACUUCAAACUAAAAUGACAACGUAUUACGAAUUCAGCAGUUCCAUGUUUUAUCUUAACCUAACCGUUAUUUGCCAGAAUCGUUUGAAGAAUUAUCUGUUCUUAAAUUGUGGAGUUUAACCUAGAGGAACUACAUGAAUUCAGUGCAUUAUACUAGAUAAAUCUCUUAUUUCGACCGACAACCUUUAGAGUUUUUAGUGUUUGUCAAAGGAAAACCAUAAAUUAUGUUUUCUGUUAACUGUGUAUCUGUUGUUGAGUUUCUCAGGGCCAUGCCUCUAUGGUAUUUAUUAACGGUCUUGGUAAAGCAAAGCCUUUAGUUUCCAUAAAAAAUGGAUAACAAUGGACACAGCUUUCAGACAAUUAUUUGGAUAUAUUGUUCUAUUCUGCCUUGGGGAAAUUGUUUCUCUGUAUUUGUCUGUAAGAGGAAUAUCAAGAAAGUGUAGGCGUAUGUGUGUGUUUGUACAAAAGGCAAGUUUUUCUUAGGCAAGUUUUUCAGUGUGCAGUAUGUUGUGAAGGAAGGACCAUUUUUACACACAGAAUCUGAGUGUAGGUUUAGGCUGCUUAUAGAUAAACUCUGACUGAAUCUGGGGAAGAACCCAGUUCAUUAGUAUUGGCAUCACUAUUGCCAAAUGUAUUCUACCAGUGAAGGUGAAUUGCCUGGUAGAUAUUACCAAACCUGGAAAUAAUGUGUUAACCUUUUUCCAAGAGCUUACAGACUGUACAUAUUUUUAUUCAAAGCCAAUUAUCUAAGAGUUAAUCUUUACUCUCUCUAAACUAUAGAGAAUGCAGAUAGCAGAGUAGGAUGUAGGUGGUCAUAUUCCUUGUUUUGUUGAAUUGUAUUUCUCUACAUCUGUCUGACAUAAUUUAUCAUCACAUUAUGAUCUCACCAUAAAGUCUCAGGAUGGAUGGGACAUUUAAAAAUGACUCCCUCCACAUCUUGUCUGUUUUGUUUCUGACCAAGCUGAUGUCUUGAGGCAAGUCUUCUGAAAACCACCUCACAUUUUUUUCUCUCCAAUGGACUAUUAAAAAUCAAGACUAAUGAAUUGUAUGAUACUAUUUCAUAGAGUUAGCAGUCAGUUCCUUUCCUACUGGUAAGGUACACUCAGUGGCCAAUUCAUUAGGGUCACCCAUCUAGUAACGGGUAGGACCCCCUUUUGGCUCCAGAACAGCCUAAGCCUAAAUUCAUUGCAGCAAUGGAUUAAAUUAGGUGCUCAAAACAUUCCAUAGGGAUCUUGGUUCAUGCUGACUUGAAACCAUCACUUUCAGCUACACAUUCAUGCUGGGAACAUCCCGUUUCACCUCAUCCCAAGGGUUGGAUUGAGAUUAUGUUGGAUUAAGAUCCUAGGGACUGAUGGUGAUGGAGUAAACUGAAGUCACUGUCAUUUGUGGAACCAGCUUGAGAUGAUGCGUGCUUUGUGAAAUGGUACAUUAUCCUGCUGGAAACGUGCAUUUGAAAACGGCAAGGUGUGGCCAUAAAGUGAUUCACAUGGUCAGCAACAAUACUUACAUUUGCCGUGGAAUUCAAAUGAUGCCAAAUUGGUAUUAAAGGAGCCUAAGAAAACAUUCCCCACACCAAAAUAUCACCACCACCGGCCUGCACCAUUGACACAAGGCAAGAUCCAUUGAUUCAUGCAGUUUACACCAAAUUCUGAGAAUCUGCAUGUUGCAGCAGAAAUCAAGAUUCAUAAGACCAGGUAGUGUUUUUACUAAAUUUAAUAGUCCAGUUUUGGUGAUCAUGUGUUCGCUUUAGUCCCAUCUCCCUGUUCUAAGAGGACAGGAGGACAACCCACCUGCAGCUGUAACCCAUCCGCUUCAAGGUUUGACAUUGCGCAUUCAGAGAUGCCCUUCUGUUAUAAACAGCUAUUUCAGCAUUUGUGACCUUGCCAUUAUCUUUAAAAAGUCAGGCCAUUCUCUAACCUCUCAUUAGAAGUGUUUUUGCCCACAAAACUGUUAUUGAAUGUUUUUGUUUUUUUUUUGUUGUUGAUUGCACCAUUCUUUGUGACCUCUAGAGACUGUAGUCCAUGAAAAUCCCAAGAAGGCAGCAGUUUGAGAUGCUGGAAACCCCACACGUGUCACCAACAAUCAUAAGUGGUUUAGAUCCGCAUUUCCAUCUUUUGGUUACCAUAUGUCUGCUUCCUUUAUAAAGAGAGUUGCAGCCACAUGAUUUUCUGUAGCAGGCUAUUUGCAUUACUGAGCAGGUCUACCUAAUAAAGUGGUCACUGAGUG